Molecule: messenger RNA, 1293 nt
Organism: Chilo suppressalis (striped riceborer)
Lineage: Eukaryota; Metazoa; Arthropoda; Insecta; Lepidoptera; Crambidae
Source: the annotation of a GenBank genome assembly
AUGGAGGAGGAUGAGGCCGCUGCGGCUAAAGCGUAUUUGGAGGCAGAAAUGGCACAAAAGGAGGAGGAACUGAGGAUCUUGGAGGAGAUGUCGGCCGCUACAGGUUUUACCCCCCGGCACUCUCUGGCCAGGUCCCCUCCGAGAGAUGGUGAUUUCGUCACUCCCGGUCUUCCACCCCAGACCCAGCGUUCUCGUUCACCAUCGGUUAAUCCUGGCACGUCCACCAAAAGAGCAUUGGCGUCACCGGAGGAGGUGCAGGCUGUUCCCCCUAUUGGCGGCAUAUUAACAUCGCAACCAAGGGCCGCCAGUGAUAGUAACCCUCCCGCUCCAAGAACACCGGAUCCGACACCCGAUCCUUCCGCCCAGGGGGGCCUUGCCUCCCUAGAUAAACUGCAGCUGCUGGAAAUGGUGCACAAGGCGCUGAAAGGCAUUGGCUCCAUUACCAAAGCGGCAAACAAGCUUAACAUGACUGACAAAGGUACCGUAGCCUCGCACUCGCAGGAUAUACUCGCCGCCGUCGCUGCCUUGGAGCUGCGCCUCGCAGAUGCAGAGCACCAGGCCAAUGCUGUUAAGCUACAGGUUGCCGCAAAGGAAAUCGAGUUCCUUAAACAGUCGGCGUGUGUUAGCGCACCGCAGCCCUCGUUGCCGCAGGUUCCUUCGUACGCGAAUAUGCUGAAACUUCCACGAGGUAAGGCCCCCAUCCCUGUCCAACCCCAAGGUCCGGCGGUCAUAUUCUACCCGGCUGAUGAGUCCCUAAAGUCAUCAGAGGACACCAAACGCACUUUGCAGAACGCUAUUAAGCCAGGAUCCGAAGGCAUUCGAAUACAAAGUGUACGGAUGGUUGGCAAGUCAGGCGUCGUGAUUCGGACUGCUAAUUUGGAGGCUGCGCAGAAACUCAAGGCAGCGGCACCACCAUCACUUAAAGCAGCGGACUCCAAAACUGGACUGCCGAGGAUCGCGCUCAGAUUCCUAAGGUCGGACAUAUCAGAAGAGGAUUUCUUAGUAGACUUACAGAAGGUCAAUCUGUCCGACGAUCCGGAAUGGUCCCUGGAUAAGGUAAAGCAAUCGUGUAAGGUGGCCCUGAAAAAGGAGGUAGGCACGAAGUUCCUUUAUAUCUUGGAGUGCACCAUGCCAAUGCGGGAUAAGCUCAUCCGGUUAGGCAAAGUCUACAUCGGCUGGGACGAGGCGGAGGUAAGUGACCACGUAAGGGCAACUUGUUGUCUGCGAUGCCAGCAAUACGGUCACCCUGAGAAGUACUGCAGAGCGAAGGAGAUGGUGUGCGGUAGGACGUGA